AUGUAUAAGGAAAUCCUAAUAGCUUUAUGGAUGUUUGAGUUAGAAAUAAUUAAACAAAAUCCUGGACAAAGUGUAUCUGAUUAUGCUCAGAAAUUCAAAAUGUUAAUGCAACGAGUUGAUAUCACUGGAGGAUUUGGACAGCAUUAUAUUAUUAGUAAAUUCGUUAGAGAAUUGUCACCCCAUUUAAUGACCAUGAUAGUUGGUCAUAGUCCUCAAACUUUAGAUGCAGCUAUCACUAAAGCUAAAGAAAUCGAAACUGGAUUUACUAUUGCCCAACCAAUCUAA
Molecule: messenger RNA, 285 nt
Organism: Funneliformis geosporum
Lineage: Eukaryota; Fungi; Glomeromycota; Glomeromycetes; Glomerales; Glomeraceae
Source: the annotation of a GenBank genome assembly